Molecule: messenger RNA, 2534 nt
Organism: Coturnix japonica (Japanese quail)
Lineage: Eukaryota; Metazoa; Chordata; Aves; Galliformes; Phasianidae
Gene: SLC11A2
Product: solute carrier family 11 member 2
Biological process (GO): iron ion transmembrane transport; manganese ion transport
Cellular component (GO): lysosomal membrane; endosome membrane; plasma membrane
Molecular function (GO): cobalt ion transmembrane transporter activity; ferrous iron transmembrane transporter activity; cadmium ion binding
Source: RefSeq, a predicted model, not a curated record
CCCGGCGUUAAUUGCGGCCCCGCCGUUAAUGAGGCCGGAGCUCGAUAAGGGGCCGGGAGCCGCCGGGACCAACAUCAAAGCGGGUCGGGGGGCACCGGGCGGCCCCGCGCCCACGGGGGACUCUGCCCGCGGGUGGGGACCGCGCUUAUAGGGCGGCGGGGCCCAUAUAGGGCUGAGCGCCAUGAGCGGGGAGCGGAGCGAGGAGCCCCGCAGCGCCACCGAGAUGGCCAACGGAGCCCCUUUAGAGCCCGUCCCGGGCCGAGAGCAGCACUCAGCCAUGGGGCCGCCCUACAGCGACCUGCGAGCAUCCGAAGAGGAUGGUCCCGCCGAGAGCGUCGGCUCCGUGUCGGGCAGCAGGAACACGCUGCAGCCGCUGCAGGGGGAGGAGGACGAGGAGCCGUUCAGCACCUACUUCGACAGCAAAAUCCCCAUCCCUGAGGAUGACACGCACUCGUGCUUCAGCUUCAGGAAGCUGUGGGCUUUCACUGGCCCUGGCUUUCUGAUGAGCAUCGCCUACCUGGACCCAGGCAACAUCGAGUCAGACCUGCAGUCCGGAGCCGUGGCCGGGUUCAAGCUGCUCUGGGUGCUGCUGUUGGCCACCGUCAUCGGGCUGUUGCUGCAGCGCCUGGCGGCGCGACUCGGUGUCGUGACGGGGCUGCACCUGGCUGAGGUCUGCAACCGGCAAUACCACAAAGUGCCGCGGAUCAUGCUGUGGCUCAUGAUGGAAAUCGCCAUCAUCGGCUCAGACAUGCAGGAGGUGAUUGGGACAGCCAUUGCCUUCAGCCUGCUGUCGAUGGGGAAGAUCCCACUGUGGGGGGGGGUGCUCAUCACCAUCGCCGACACCCUCUUCUUCCUCUUCCUGGACAAAUACGGUUUGCGGAAGCUGGAGGCGUUCUUUGGUUUCCUGAUCACCAUCAUGGCUCUGACCUUCGGAUACGAGUACGUGACGGUGAAGCCGGACCAGAAGCAGCUGCUGCGGGGGCUGUUUGUCCCCGAGUGCCCGGGCUGCGGCACCCCCCAGCUGGAGCAGGCCGUGGGCAUCGUGGGCGCCGUCAUCAUGCCCCACAACAUGUACCUGCACUCUGCCCUGGUCAAGUCCCGCCAGGUGAACCGCGCCAACCCCCGCGAGGUGCGCGAGGCCAACAAGUAUUUCUUUGCCGAGUCGUGCAUCGCGCUCUUCGUCUCCUUCAUCAUCAACGUCUUCGUCGUCUCCGUCUUCGCCGAGGCCUUUUAUAAUAAAACCAACAUGGAUGUGCACGAGGUGUGCGCCAACGCCAGCAGUGUGCACGCAGGGCUGUUCCCAAACAACAACAACACGCUGGAGGUGGACAUCUACAAAGGGGGCGCAGUGCUGGGCUGUUACUUCGGCCCGGCUGCUCUUUACAUUUGGGCCAUUGGGAUCCUGGCAGCAGGGCAGAGCUCCACCAUGACCGGGACGUACUCAGGGCAGUUCGUCAUGGAGGGUUUCCUCAACCUUCGCUGGUCUCGCUUUGCCCGCGUGCUGCUGACGCGCUCCAUCGCCAUCACCCCCACCCUGUUCGUCGCCAUCUUCCAGGACGUGGAGCACCUGACGGGGAUGAACGACUUCCUCAACGUGCUCAUGAGCCUGCAGCUCCCGUUCGCCCUCAUCCCGGUGCUGACGUUCACCAGCCUGCCCAGCGUCAUGAACGACUUCGCCAACGGGCUGUUCUGGAAGGUCGGGGGCGGGCUGGUCAUCCUGCUGGUGUGCAGCAUCAACAUGUACUUCGUGGUGGCCUACGUCAUGGCGCUCAACCACGUGGGGCUCUACGUCGGAGCCGCCAUCCUCAGCAUCGCGUACCUGGGAUUCGUGACGUACCUGACGUGGCUGUGUCUGAUCGCUCUGGGCGCCUCGGCGCUGUCCUGCGGCUCCACGCGCUGCUGGGCCUUCACCGCGCGCCCGGAGCUCGUCCUGCUCAGCAACGUCGGUGGGGACACGGAGGUGACACGGUGAGGGAGGGGGGGGUGGGACCGAACCGACACCGGACGGAACCAAAACGGGACCGGAGUGACACCGGGAUGGAGCCCGGAUGGAACCACAGCGAUAAUGGGAUGGAAAUGAGGAGGAACCGGGAGGGAACCAAAAUGGGUCCAAAAUGGCAUCAGGAGAACGUGGGGAUGGCAGUGAAAUGGGACCCAAAUGGGACCAGAAUAACACAGGGAUGGAGCUGGGAUGGAGCUGGGAUGGCACCACAUCAGCACUGAGGUUGGAACAGCACAAAAGUAGCACCAAAAUGGGACCCAAAUGGGACCAGAAUAACACAGGGAUGGAGCUGGGAUGGAGCUGGGAUGGCACCACAUCAGCACUGAGGUUGGAACAGCACAAAAGUAGCACCAAAAUGGGACCCAAAUGGGACCAGAAUCACUCAGGGAUGACCUGCCCCCUUUGUGACCCCCCGUGUCCCCAAUACCCCCUCACUGUGUCCCCAUCACAUCCCCACUGUGUCCCCCCAUCCCCAACCCACACAGUCGUUCCAUUCCUCUAAUUACAGCACUGCGCUCAUUAAUGCUCAUUA